AUGGGGACUGCGCCCGUCGGCCUUGAGGGGCCCCGCGAGAGCCCUGUCCUCGUGGUUCCCCUGCCUGCCGUCACCUCGGCGCUCACCCCGGAAGCGGGUGCAGGGGGGCAAGCGUCGUCGAAUGUUAGCGAGGUGGCUGCUGAUGAAGCGACGUUGGUCGUGGCUCCCGAGGCGACAACUCCCGGGGCUCGGGCGAGCUAUCCUGAGGCGGCGGCCGGAGGGCCGACGCGGUCCGAGGCUCCUGGGGUGGAAGCCCCCGAGGCUCGGGCGAGCCGUCCUGAGACUAAGGCUGAGGGGCCGACGCAACCCGACGCUUCUGAGGUUGUCCCCUCAGGAGCCCCGCCAACUGCCCCAGGCGGUGGCGGUCGCGCCCAGGGCUUCGGCCAGCUUCGCCUGAACUUUGGAGCACUCCGCAAGAGGAAGGGGCCUCCAAGCUACAAUGGUGACACCUACCGGUUGUUGAAGCAAAGGAAGUACAUCACCAUAGACGAGUAA
Aegilops tauschii subsp. strangulata is the source of this 495-nucleotide messenger RNA. The record is from RefSeq and is a predicted model, not a curated record. Lineage: Eukaryota; Viridiplantae; Streptophyta; Magnoliopsida; Poales; Poaceae.